Pseudopipra pipra is the source of this 2550-nucleotide messenger RNA. RefSeq names its product BTG3 associated nuclear protein (gene BANP). Lineage: Eukaryota; Metazoa; Chordata; Aves; Passeriformes; Pipridae. The transcript is spliced from 14 exons. Gene Ontology annotation, molecular function: DNA binding. Gene Ontology annotation, biological process: protein localization to nucleus; negative regulation of protein catabolic process. Bases 353 to 1888 code for a protein of 511 amino acids. The record is from RefSeq and is a predicted model, not a curated record.
CGGGCAGCGCGGCGGAUCUCUCGCGAGGAAGGACGCCAUUAUCGCAGCCGCCGCACAAAACACCACGAGAACUCGGCACCCGCCUCACACGAGCACUUAAGGGAAAAAAUCCGUGAAGUUCAAGUUCUCCUGUGAAAAUGGGAGCCUGUGUUAUGGUGGAAAGGAAUGGAGGGAACUCCUGGCAACUGGGAAGUUACUCACCCUUUAUGUCCCUGCUUCUCAGGCACAAAUGUGUUACAUGUGCCAACCUACCUCCCAUAUCCUGGGAAUUUAUAAUGUUGGUUGCAUGACGUGUCCAAUUCCUGCCUUGGGGCCCUGCAGUGGUGUGUGAGGGAUUUGCUGCUGCUUCUGAAUGAUGUCAGAGCAGGAUUUGUCAGAUGUUGUUCAAAUUGCAGUUGAGGACCUGACUCCAGAUGACCCAGUUGUGUUGGAGAACCAUGAGGUGGCAGAUGAUGAUGUGGAACCUGCUCUGAAACGUCAGCGCAUCGAAAUCAACUGCCAGGACCCCUCCAUUAAGUCAUUCCUGUAUUCCAUCAAUCAGACAAUAUGCCUGAGGUUGGACAGCAUUGAGGCCAAGCUGCUGGCACUGGAGGCCACCUGUAAAUCCCUGGAGGAGAAGCUGGACCUGGUCAUGAACAAGCAGCACAGCCCCAUCCAGGUGCCCAUGGUGGCCGGGUCCCCGCUCGGCGCCACCCAGACCUGCAACAAAGUGCGAUGUGUUGUCCCUCAGACCACAGUGAUCCUCAACAAUGACCGGCAGAAUUCCAUCGUGGCCAAGAUGGUUGGGCAGGAAGAGCCGUUGAGCAGAGCAGCGGAUUCCCUGGAAAACAUCCUUAGCAAUGCCGUUCCGGGCCGUCGGCAGAACACCAUCGUGGUGAAGGUGCCGGGGCACGACGACAGUCACAACGAGGACGGCGAGAGCGGCUCCGAGGCCAGCGACUCCGUGUCCAACAGCGGCCAGAUGGGGAGCCAGAGCAUCGGGAACAACGUCACCCUCAUCACCCUCAACUCCGAAGAGGAUUAUCCCAACGGGACGUGGCUGGGGGACGAGAACAACCCCGAGAUGCGGGUGCGCUGCCCCAUCACGCCCGCGGACAUGCUGCACAUCAGCACCAACUGCCGCACGGCCGAGAAGAUGGCCCUGACCCUGCUGGACUACCUGUUCCACCGCGAGAUCCAGGCCAUCUCCAACCUCUCGGGCCAGGGCAAGCACGGCAAGAAGCAGCUGGACCCGCUCAUGAUUUACGGGAUUCGCUGCCACCUGUUUUACAAGUUUGGCAUCACAGAGUCCGACUGGUACCGCAUCAAACAGAGCAUCGACUCCAAGUGCAGGACAGCGUGGAGGAGGAAGCAGAGGGGGCAGAGCCUGGCUGUGAAAAGCUUUUCCAGAAGAACACCUUCAUCAUCCUCUUACAGUGGUUCAGAGGGAUCCCAGAGUUCAGUGUCAGCUUCCAAUGAGAUCCAGCAGAACCAGCCCCAGGCCCUUCACUACGCCCUGGCCAACGCCCAGCAGGUCCAGAUCCACCAGAUAGGAGAGGAUGGACAAGUCCAAGUAGUAUGUCAGGGCCAUCUCCACAUAGCCCAAGUGCCCCAGGGGGAGCAGGUCCAGAUCACACAGGACAGCGAGGGAAACCUGCAGAUACACCAAGUUCACGUGGGUCAGGAUGGACAGGUGCUGCAGGGUGCUCAGCUCAUCGCCGUGGCGUCGGCCGAGCCCGCGCCCGGGGGGGUGGAUGGAUCCCCACUCCAGGGAAGUGACAUCCAGGUCCAGUAUGUGCAGCUCACACCGGUGACAGACCACUCUGCCACCAACCAGGGCACUGACAGCCUUCAAUCAGCAAUCCAGCCAGAAAUGCAGAUAGAACACGGAGCAAUCCAAAUUCAGUGAGGGAACUGGGGAACAUUGGGAGCUGUUGGUGAACUACAGGCAGAAAUGAAGUGCAAGAGGACAAAAAUACCUCUUAAACCAAUGGUCACACCUCAGACAUCUCCAGCCAUGGCCUGGUUGUCCUCACCUGGAAUAAUUCACACCCUUUUACUUCAGCUGGAGCUGCACCACAACAGCAGUGAAGAUCUGACCUUCAGGACAAAAAUCAAUAAAGAGGAAAAAAACCAACCCUUGCAGAAAGACAGAAGGAGAUUUAAUGCAUCCAAACUGUGAGACUCAAUUCCUACUCACCCAUUUCUUCUGUGAAAAAGGCCCUUUGAAUGUCUGCAGAUACUUUAGGAGGUGUAUUGCUGCUUUGCAAUACUUGCUUUACCACAUAGAAAAGUUCCAGAGCUCAGCUAUUUUUCACUGUUUAAACAGCUUUUUUUUUAUUUGCUAUGGUGUUUAUAACAAAAAAUGGAAAAUAUUUAAAAAGAGGAAAAUCCCAUGACAGCAAGUAUUGGCCUUUUGCUGGUGUUUUCUGUUCAGUGUAAUGAAAACUGUACUUGCAGAAGACUAACAAUUUUGUUUGUACUGUUGCUUAACUACUUUUCUAGGGGAAAAGGCUUUUAAAUGCUGUAAUUAUGCAUUUCUAAUGGAAAAUAAAUGUGUAUUUAUGAAUA